AAUAUUUUUAAUCGGAAGUGACGUUUCCCAUCUUCGGUUUUGGUCAAUUCUUCAAAUUUCGUAGUGUAACCGUUAAAAUAAUAGCGGUAAGUUAAUAAUAUGAAGUUCAUUGGUUGAUGAUACGAAAUUCUACUUUUUAAAAUUAUGAAUGAUCGUCAUUUUAUCCAUUAGCUUGAUGACACAGAUUCAUACCUUGUUCCCAUUUAAAUUAUUACAUACUAUUAGUUGUAGCAGUUAAUCGUUGUAAGUAUCGUUUGUUUAUUUAAAAAACAUCCUAACAAUUUGUACAAUUUCUCCUUACAGUCACAAGGUUACUCCAUCAGAGAUAAAUUAAAAGUAAAUAAGUGUUUGGGAAAACUCUUCCGCAAGGAGACUUGCAGCAUGAUCCCCUCAUGUUUUGGUAAUAGUCUAGUAUCACAUCACCACUCCUACACACUCCUUUACACGCUGAUAUCACAUGACAUCGACCUCCUAUCACGCGGCUCCGUUCUCUACUCACGUGACCAGCCCCAUUACGGCCACUGCCCUGGUCAUGUGAGACCGGUAUAUAAGUCUCUUCUUCGCUUCGUAGUCUUUUCGUCCGCUUUCGUAUCGUGACCCGAGGUCUAAUCGUCAGGUGAGUUUGAAGAGGAGCUCUACUGUACUGGAGAUAUCGUAACGUAUCGUAAUGAAGCGAAUCAUUGCUCUGGAGAAAGCAUAUAUAUAGGUAGGCAUGUGAUGAGUGUGAGUAUUAAACUAUUCUUCUCUUUCAACCAAUCUAAUAAUAUUUCCAAUGAACACCUCCAGCUAUAAUCCCAUCUCUUACACUUACCCGAUUAUCACACUACCGUGGGAACAAGAGACAACAGACCCUGCCUAUCCUGCAAACUACACUCCUACCUACCAAUCAGUCUGCUACGCUGAUGUCAGAGUACCGACUAGUUCAGGUAGUUCUGCGGAGGGUUACUACGGUUACCCCUAUCAGAACACACAGAAACCUGGUGUUAAACACUUUAGCCCUGAAACUGGAGAGACCCCUUCUUACAAGCUGGAUGAUGAGGAUUACUGCGUACCAGUCAGUAUCUCAUCUGAAACUGAGUAUCCCACCACCAUGCCUCUCCCCUCAAGUUACUAUUGUCCUCCAAGUUCAGGUACAGUGGGUAAUCCUUAUUACAUCUCCUCUCAAACUACCCGCUAUAUGCACGUGUCUGCAGACUCUUCCACUCCUGAACCUGCUCCUAACCAGACAACUACUACCUUCAGUCCUGGCUACCCUCCUAUCUCAGAGCCUAGUGUUCCUAACCAGACAACUACUACCUUCAGUCCUGGCUACCUUCCUAUCUCAGAGCCUAGUGUUCCUAACCAGACAACUACUACCUUCAGUCCUGGUUACCCUCCUAUAUCAGAGCAUAUUCAGUCACGAACUGAGGCAACUCCCCGUAACUAUCAGUAUCCUAUUUCUACUAGCACAGUCUGCAGUUCAGUUAGCGCACUACCGCUCCCUGUUACCUCACUACCGCUCCCUAAUCAACAACCUGUAGGUAUUGACUUCCCUUAUCAUCUGUUCGAAUAUCCAGCACAGAAUCCUGGUGGAGGAAAAAUCAAGAAAGAGAAGAAACGAACCGAGUUUUCAUCACAAGACCUGAAACUUCUGGAAGCUGCUUUUGCCGAAUCAGAUUUUGCCAGAGGAGCUAAAAGGGAGAAGCUUGCCUCUUCUUUGGGAGUUUCGUUAAGAUCAAUAACAGUCUGGUUUCAGAACAAGAGAGCAAAGAUGAGGAAAGAAAAGAAGAGUAUGGAAAUGCUGGAACUCGCGGCCAAGACUGGAAUAGUCGAUCUCAAACAAUAAUAAUCUUUUAUUAAUCACCCGACAUCUCUAGCUGUGCUAGAGUUAGAGUAGCACACUGUUUUUACUGGAUGGAUAAUUUCAGAUAAUAUUUUGGUCUUAUAAUAUUUUGGUCUUAUAAUAUUUUGUUGACAUAACAUUUCGAAUUUACACUC
Messenger RNA from Bolinopsis microptera, 1977 nucleotides. Its product is annotated as homeobox protein DBX1-B-like. The transcript has a single exon. Bases 773 to 1825 code for a protein of 350 amino acids. Gene Ontology annotation, molecular function: DNA-binding transcription factor activity, RNA polymerase II-specific; transcription cis-regulatory region binding. NCBI's taxonomy places the organism in Eukaryota, Metazoa, Ctenophora, Tentaculata, Lobata, Bolinopsidae. Gene Ontology annotation, cellular component: nucleus. The record is from RefSeq and is a predicted model, not a curated record. Gene Ontology annotation, biological process: regulation of DNA-templated transcription.